AUGGUGACGGACGUCUUCCUCUCGGCGCUCUUAUUCUGUAUGGCUAUUGGUGUUUUGGUGACAAUUCAUGUUUGCUUAGCAUCCAGGACGGGGGCUUUUGACAAUAAUGCAAACGCUAUGGUCGUUCAAAGGAGUAACAGCAGAAGACCGAACAUGUCUUUAGAUGACAUCAAGAAACUCCCUUCUUUUGAUUAUAAAGUGGAGGAGGAGGUGGAGAGGGGAAAGAGUAGUAAUCAAAUGGAAUGUGCUGUUUGUUUGGAGAGCUUCAAGGUGGGGGAAAUGUGCAGGUUGCUGCCUAAUUGCCAACACAGUUACCAUGCUCACUGUAUCGAUUCAUGGUUGUCGAAAACAGCUGUUUGUCCAGUUUGUCGAAGUGAUGCAAGUUUAGUGAACACUGGGGAGCAGAGUAGAAAUUCAGGAGAAGCCGGAGUUGACUCGGCAUAG
This is a messenger RNA of Rhododendron vialii, 444 nucleotides long. Its product is annotated as RING-H2 finger protein ATL39-like. The transcript has a single exon. Bases 1 to 444 code for a protein of 147 amino acids. Lineage: Eukaryota; Viridiplantae; Streptophyta; Magnoliopsida; Ericales; Ericaceae. The record is from RefSeq and is a predicted model, not a curated record.